UGACGUCAUCACCCAGCUCCGGGAAGGUCUGAGCAGCUCGCGGCAGCAGCUUUCAUCCAGACCAGCCGACGGGCGACAACCAACCGCAGCGGUGCUUUAGCUUAGCAAGCCGCUCUCUGACUAACGGGAGUAGGCCACCUGUGUAGCGAGCUGUACUAUCGCACGUCUGAAUGUGUGCAGAUAAGGUAGCGCGCGUUUCUGCACUGACUUGAGCCUUUUAUGCAACCCGCCCUGCUCACCAGGCACCACCAUGUCCGACGCUGCUAACACUACGUCUACAAACAACAACGGAGACUCUGGGCUAAACGGGUCCUGGGUGGAGCUGGAGAUGAACAGAGGCACAGCCGGAGCGGCCCAGUCACCCUCCACAGAUGGCCCGGCCCCUGGCCUGCUGCCCCUCCCUCAGGUGGAGGAAGAGGAGGCCAUAGUGGGGGGGCUGGAGCACGUCCCGUCCUCGUCCUCCAUCCACAAUGGAGACAUGGAGAAGAUCCUGCUGGACGCCCAGCACGAGUCAAGCCGAAGCAACUCCUCCUGCGACAGCCCUCCGCGGCCCCACAGUCCCCAGGCUGACGGACAGAUCAUCUUUGACGUGGAUGUGAGCAGCAGGAGAGACAGUCUAUCAGAAGAGGACGUCUCAGACAAGGAGAGGGAUAUGGACAUACUGAUGAAGGACGCAGACUGGGUUGCUGACUGGUCUAGUAGACCGGAAAACAUUCCCCCCAAGGAGUUUCAUUUCCGUCACCCUCGUCGCUCGGUAACACUCAGCAUGAGGAAGACCAGGGUCAUGAAGAAAGGAGGAAUCUUCUCCGCUGACUUCCUCAAAGUCUUCAUCCCCUCGCUGCUACUGUCACACAUCCUCGCUCUGGGGGUGGGAGUCUACAUCGGAAAGAGGCUGACCACGCCACCCGCCAGCUCCUUCUGAGCCUGAAACGGAAGAAAAGUGCCUGAGACGUGGCCACGAAUCGUUGAAGAAAGUUUUGCUGUCGUGAGAAGAAAAAACGCCUGUGUCUUCUCCCUCUGUCCCGCCUGCCCCCCCGCCUCCCCUCCUUGUCCCUGAGAUAUGACAUGUUCUCAGGAGAAAUGCAUCUUUCCUUUCUCUCUCUUGCUCCCCUCCUUCUCGCCUACCCUUUAUUUCUUGAUCGGCUGUUCUCUGUAGAUACCCCCUCCCGCCCCCCUCCUGCCUUAUAUACUUGACUCAUUUAUGUAAGCUUUUAAAAAAUGAAUAAGGUCCCAUAUUUCCUUUUCUCCAACGAUUUGGAUUUGAUGUUUAUAAUGGGUGGCUUUUCAGGGAGGGUUGCAGCAUCAAACCAAACUCUUCUACUACACACUAUCCCUUGACCAUCUGACAACAAGGGAGGACUGUCCAGUUUGAGAAAUGACCACAGAUUGUGCCACCUACAUGAGUAGCCCAACACUCGGAUCUCUAAAAGGAUUCAACCAAAUUCAGAGUUGGCUUUGCAACCUGGAAUUGAAUUCAUGCCUUUUUGAAAGUAGCCAUUUUGUUACUUUUCUUUAAUAUAGUUUUUUUUUUUUUAAUUUUACAACAGUGUUUUAUUGAGAAGGUGCAGCAAUGAAAGGGGUUACCAUAGUGGCCAUCAUAAAUCUAAAACGCUCGUGAUUUGCAAUGCGGAAGCCUCUGGUUUAUAAAGAGAGAUUUAUGUGACUUUUCUGUGAUGGAAACUAGAUAUGCAAAUCUAUUCAAUUCUGCAUCCAAAUGAAUAUUUUGCAAAGUGACAAUAACUGGAACCAGAGUGUAGAUGUGUGCUGUGCAGGCAGGAAGUGAGUCCUUCUCAGCGUGUACACUAACAGUAUUUUGGGGUUGGGCCUUGGGUGAUGCCACUGCACGGUCCAGGAAUGUUCAGUGUCCACGUCGUUCUUCCAGUGAGCUUCCUGGUUUGUCUGCCACACAUUGUAGAGCUUGUUUGGUCCUGACGGCUCAGUUCCCCCUUACUUCUACUCCAGAUCGGAGAACUUGCGUUACUGACAUUUGUUUUAAGUGGUAAAUGCAUUUAAAAGUUAAGGUACACUAAGCAGGAUUUGUCCGUUGGUUGGUUGGUAGAGACACCGCAUUUAGAGUUGGCCCCUCCUUUAGCUGAGAAAGAGAAAGCAGGGGUGGGUGAGCAAGCUAGACAGUGAAUGGAGAGAGGGAGUGACAUCGGCGAGAACAUAGCCGUGAGUCAGAGGAAGAACUCGUUAUUUUCUGAUUGUUUCCCUGGCGACAUUCUCAAGCAUAAAUAACCACACCUGCGCCUCCGCACACCUCAGCGGGAAGGUGUGUGUGAAUGCAGAGCUUCAUCGCGUCGCUGCAUGUGUGUCUGUAUCAGUCGAACAGCACAAGCACAGCGACAGCGAGGUGACCGGGCUGCACACACUGCGUGCUUUUAUUGGCCGGGGGUUACACACCCAUGGGGGGCCCAAAGAGUGUGGUUGAUGGCCAGAAACAUCCCACACACAGCAAAAUAAGAAGAGAGGGCAGAUACAGACACCGCCACACGCUUCUAGUGGGUCAUAAGUAAUUAUUGAGAGGGAUUAUUUUUCCAUACAUUGUUUUUCAGGAAGAUGCUCUUUACAUACCUUCUUUUUUUGUGUGACUAUUUUAUGAAAGAUGAAAGCUUGAAAUCAUUGACUUUGAAUUUAAAGAUAUUGGUUGGAUCAGGAGAAUUGUUUUUAACGCCACUAUCUUUGUUAAAAUGUCCAGUGAUAACCAGCCCUGCUCUCUUAACACUCCAACGCGUUUGCCAAAAUGUCCACAGAAAUACUUCAUCAAGCUGCAGACGAGGGGAAGUGAUUCCAGGGUUUUGAAAGGCAAAAGGUUGGCCUCAGUUUGGCAUUUGCAGAUGUGCAGCGGCUUCUACUCGACUGAAGGGAGGUUAGAUUUUACCUAACAAGGCUCUACUUUAGGUGUAAACACAGGUACUUGGCUAGUAUGUUCAGUAAGGUCCACAGCAUGAUUAAAAAGCUUGAUAUCAGAAAUCGGGGGGGGGGGGGUGAGUGGCUGGACUGUGGUCAGUUUUUGUCCCAAGGCCCUCCCACAGCCAGUCCUGGGUCAAGUAAUAUUUGAUUUAGAAGUGAGUUUUUUGAUUUCUUUUCUGCAAAUGUACAGGUUUUUACUUAUGGGAUGACACAUUGAGUUUCAGUUUUAAAGGCGAGCAUUAUACUGCCGGACGUUACUUUGUUGGCUUUUCAAAAAAAUAUUUUACGAUAACUUAAUUUCAGUGUUACAUUUCCUUAAGAAAGAAAAAGAAGACGGAAAAAAAUUCCAAAGAAGUGACUUCUAUGAGCUCGGAUCAAUGUAAGUCAUAACUAUGAGGAAGAUUUUAGUUUAGCGUUCGUCGACCCCACUUGAAGGCACAGAUGUGAAAGUAUCUGAAAGUUCUACUUGAAGUUAAAGUAGAAUUAGGCUCAUUUUGAAUUAAAAAAAAAAAUAAUAAUAAUAAAAGCUGCAAAUGCUAUUUGACCCAGCAGGUGGACUCAGGACGCGUUGCCUUUUUGUUUUCCCUCGUACAAGUCCGUACCUUCCAGCAGUGGCUGGGGUUCGUCUCUGUUUGGGCCCCAGAGGGGCCUGUGUUUGUACAUGCAGCGUUUGACAGCGCUAUUUUGGAUUGUUCUUUCCUGUUUGGUUUGUUUUAAGUAGUCUGUUUUUCCCUGUGAUGUUGCGGAAUGAGUGAAAGCACAGAGCGGAAGUCAAGUUUAAAAGUGUGAAAAUAGAACCUCUAUUGUUGAUGGCCGGACCUGAUGUGAAUAUAGGAGAGUGAAGUGUGGAAAGAGACUUCCCUCAGGCUGUGAUGGUCUAACAGUAGUUAUUGUAAUAAUGCAUUCGCUUUGAUUUUCUUUUUCCCAUUAAAUUGGAAGAAUUGAUAAAACAUUUUGUCAUUAAAGGUUACCUGAAUGAAGCUUUUCA
Molecule: messenger RNA, 3901 nt
Organism: Etheostoma cragini (Arkansas darter)
Lineage: Eukaryota; Metazoa; Chordata; Actinopteri; Perciformes; Percidae
Gene: bnip3lb
Product: BCL2 interacting protein 3 like b
Exons: 6
Coding region: 251-922 (223 amino acids)
Biological process (GO): defense response to virus; positive regulation of apoptotic process; mitochondrial outer membrane permeabilization
Cellular component (GO): mitochondrial outer membrane; nucleus; mitochondrial envelope
Source: RefSeq, a predicted model, not a curated record